GAAGAAUUAAGGAUAAAACUGGAAGAGAAAAUGAACCACGAGAAUCCAACCAUGUGAAUCGAGAUUAAUUAACUCCAAUUGCGCAUUUUUUUUUUUAAAUUAACUCUUUGAAUCGAGCAGCUUUCAUUUUGACUGGAGCAAUUGCUCCCUUCUGAGAUUAGAGUUCUGAGAUUAGGCUUAACCAAGAUUAGAGUUUUACAGCUGCACCUAACACGCAACAGAGAUUAGGCUUAACCAAGAUGGCUGGCUCUGUCAUCUCUCUUGUCAUUGGGAGAACUGUUGAUCUGCUGCAUAAAAAAUCUGUUUUCCUGAAAGAUGUUGGAAGACAAGUUGAAAGACUUGGAAAUGAUCUGGAGUGGAUGCGGUGUUUCCUGGAAGAUGCAGAACAGAGGCAAGAUGAAAAUGCGAGGAUUCGCAACUGGGUUUCUGAAAUCAGAGCUGCGGCCUACGAUGCGGAGGAUAUCAUUGAGAUCUUUGCCAGCAAAAUUGAAAGCAUAAAAGAUAAGGGAUUUGUGACUAGAUUGGCCUGUUAUCCUCGGCGGAUUGUGAGCCUCGACAAGAUCGGUAAAGAGAUUGAGUCCUUACAGACAAGGCUCAAUGACAUAGCUGCUAGCCGUGAAAAGUAUGGUAUCAAAAAUCUUGGAGAAGGAAUGAGUGCACAUGGCGAAGAGCUGCAACGGAUCCGGCGAUCCUCUCCUUUCAGCGAGGACAAGGAUAUAGUGGGCUUCGAGGAGUUGACAAAAUCCCUGGUGGCAGAACUUUUGAAAGAGGACAAAAACCGCCGUGUGGUUUCAAUUGUCGGCAUGGGAGGUGCUGGUAAAACAACACUAGCCAAAAAAGUUUAUAACCAUGCUGAUGUCAGGGCAAGAUUCAAUUGCCGUGCUUGGGUCUGCCUCUCUUUAAGCUACGAUCACAAAGAGAUGCUGAGAUCAAUCAUAAAGCAAUUGAAUACAGUGGAUAACAAGCUACUUGAAAUGUUGGAAAAGAUGGAAGAGCAAGACUUGGAACGAAGGCUCUAUCAAGAUCUACAAGAUAAAUGUUAUCUUCUUGUGCUUGAUGAUGUAUGGAAGGAAGAAGCGUGGGAUUGUCUUGCUAGGGCCUUUCCUGAUGUUAAUACAUCAAGUAGACUGCUACUUACAAGUCGCAAUCGGGGUGUUCCCUUACAUGCAGAUGCUCUUAGCAAACCUCACGUUCUGAAAACUUUGGGGCAGGAAGAUAGCUGGCAGUUGUUCCUCAGAAAGGCCUUAGGCCAUGGGGAUGAUGCUGGGUGCCCUUCGGAUAUGGAAGAAGUAGGCAGAGAGAUUGCAAAAAGAUGUGAUGGUCUACCAUUGGCCAUCACGGUUAUGGGUGGCCUGCUACUGACAAAGAAAAAGUUGAAGAGUGAAUGGGAGAAAGUUCUCAACAACUUCAGCACAUACCUAUCAAGGAGCCAGAGGGGAGUAUCAGCAACUCUGGAAUUAAGUUAUGCAGACCUCCCUCCCAAUCUGAAACUUUGCUUUUUGUAUUUGGGUUUGUUUCCAGAAGACUCCGAGAUUUCUGUGCGCAAGUUGAUCCAUAUGUGGGUUGCAGAGGGAAUAAUGCAGAAAAGAGAUGCAGAAAAUUUGGAGGAAACUGCAGCAUAUGAUGUGGAACAACUUUUUAGCAGAAAUAUGGUCCAGGUGGUGGAAAUGACUACUGAUGAAAGGAUCAAAAGUUGCAGAGUCCAUGAUUUAUUGCGAGAGCUUGCAAUCAGAAAGGCAAAUGAUGAAAAAAUUUUUCACACCGAUGAAAUCAGAGAUGAUGAAAUAUCAGCCAAAUCCAGGUACCUUGCUGUUCAUAUUCUCCCUUGGGAUAAAAAUUAUGUUGGGUGUUCGAUCCCUCCUGUCCGGUCUCUGCUUUUUUUCAAUAUCCACGGUUACAGGGAAAACAUUAGUCUUAGCUUCAAAAGUUUCAGAAAGCUUAGGAUACUAGAUCUUGAGAAAGUUAUGAUGGCUUAUUUGCCAAAAGAAAUUGGUGAAAUCAGGCUUCUAAGGUACCUCGGUUUACGGCGCACAUGGAUUACAAGACUCCCUCAUUCCGUCGGUUGCUUGCGAUACCUACAAACUCUUGACAUACGGACAAACUCUGUAUAUUUCCCAGUGAUAGUUUCAAAUUUCAUUUGGAAGCUUGAAAGUUUACGGCAUCUAUAUGCGCGUGAUGUAAGAAGUAAUGUGCCUCUUAAGAUUGAAGGAUUGAGAAAUCUCCGAACUCUGUCAGGCAUACACUUUGAUGACAUUAUGCACAAUAACAUGAUAACUUUGAUGAGUCUUCAGAAACUGGGGAUUUGGGUGGAUGACAGGUCAGAAAUAGACAAACUCUGCAUGCAUUUAUCUGAGGUUGGAAGCCUAAAGGCGCUAGGCCUUUAUCGUAAUCCAGGAAGAGGGUGGCCACAAUCUCUAGCUGGACUUUCUAAGCUCCAUCAUUUAACAGAGCUCAAGCUAUCCGGGGUGAGUUUGAGAACGCUGCCUCCUGAUUUCCCUCCAAAUCUCUCUCGCUUGUCUUUGAAAUUCACACGUCUCAAGGAUGACCCAAUGCCAACACUAGAGAAGUUGGGACAGCUGUCGUUCCUCAAAAUGGAAUGUGCGUACGAGGGAAAACAGCUAUUCAUCUCUAGGCAUGGCUUUCACCAAUUGAAAUUCCUUGAGCUCAGCCGCCUAUAUGAUUUGGAUGAAAUAAAUGUGGAGAAAGGUGCAUUGCCACGGCUCCGGUGCCUGAGAAUCAGGAAGUGCCUCUCAUUAGAGAAGUUGCCGGAAGAGCUUGACCCUGAGCUUGUGGACAAAGCUUGA
Molecule: messenger RNA, 2804 nt
Organism: Coffea arabica (coffee)
Lineage: Eukaryota; Viridiplantae; Streptophyta; Magnoliopsida; Gentianales; Rubiaceae
Product: putative disease resistance RPP13-like protein 3
Biological process (GO): defense response to other organism
Molecular function (GO): ADP binding
Source: RefSeq, a predicted model, not a curated record